UAUUAACUCUAUUGAGCGCAGGAAAGGAAGUUCAAACCUUACAAUUGGUUGGUUCUUCCUUCCUCCAACCUCAUCCAUCGGCCUCCUCUCAAGAGUGUAGGCUCAUUCUUUUCUCUCUCUGUGUCAUCUCUAGUUAGCUUUUCCAUCUUUGAUUAGAAAUGAUGCCGCCGACCGUCUUCGCCUUCGCAUUAUUUGCUCUCACAUUCAUCGGCUCGCAGGCAAAUGCAGCAACCGUGGAGCACACUUUCCAUAUAAGGAACCUGACCGUAAGCCGCAUGUGCAAGGAGAAAGUGAUCCUCGCGGUGAACGACCAAUAUCCGGGGCCGGCAAUACAAGUCACCGAGGGCGAUUCCGUUGUAGUUCACGUCAUCAAUGAAUCGCCGUUCGACAUGACGAUUCACUGGCACGGAGUAUUUCAGCUGGGAAGUGCUUGGGCUGAUGGGGCGAAUAUGGUAACGCAGUGUCCGAUACGGCCUGGAAAACGGUUAACCUACAGAUUCAAUGUGACGGGCCAAGAGGGCACACUGUGGUGGCACGCUCAUGUCUCCUACCACCGGGUGACCGUCCAUGGACCUCUCAUCAUCAGACCCAAGGGGGGCACUGAAGCACUCCCCUUCCCCAAACCCGACGACGAAGUCACCAUCGUCCUCGGAGAGUGGUGGAGCGCGAAUGUGGUCAAGGCGGAAGAAGAGGUUAUGAGGAGCAUCUUCUCCACCAUUUCUGAUGCAUUUACCAUAAAUGGAUACCCCGGAGACCUCUACAAUUGUUCUGGUUAGUUUUAUAUAGUUUUGAUGCUC
Molecule: messenger RNA, 797 nt
Organism: Ananas comosus (pineapple)
Lineage: Eukaryota; Viridiplantae; Streptophyta; Magnoliopsida; Poales; Bromeliaceae
Product: laccase-24-like
Exons: 4
Coding region: 159-776 (205 amino acids)
Molecular function (GO): oxidoreductase activity; copper ion binding
Source: RefSeq, a predicted model, not a curated record